Molecule: messenger RNA, 435 nt
Organism: Ostertagia ostertagi
Lineage: Eukaryota; Metazoa; Nematoda; Chromadorea; Rhabditida; Trichostrongylidae
Source: the annotation of a GenBank genome assembly
AUGUCGGCACGAAACGUUGCAGGUAGGAAGGACGUUAAUGGUGGUACUAUAACAUAUGGGGCUGUCGAUACGACUCAUUGUGGACCUAUAAUCGCUUAUGAACCGUUGACCACACCAACUCACUGGCAGUUUCAGCUUGCUGCCGUGUCCUCGGGAAAAUAUUAUUCGAAAGUGAAGUGCAAGGCAAGAUCGAACACAGCUAGCUCUUUCAUUGGAGUACCAGCACACGAGUUGGAUGCGAUCGCUAGCGAGCACAAGGCAAAGUGGUACACUCAUCUCCAACACUACGUGGUCGAAUGUUCUUUGAAGCCAACACUUGAGCUGACAAUUGGCCAACAGAACUACACUAUCCACUCGCAAAACCUCGUGAUACCAAUCUCUGAUGGACGUUGUAUUUUAGCGCUAGAGUCUUCACCCAAACAGAAGUAUGGCAAC